AUGGCGGAGGUCGCUUCUUCCGACGCGCAAUUACCUCCUGCGCUGCCGUCCCAGGACGACUCUGCGUCUCCCGCAGGCGUUCGUCCGCAGUCGUCGUCCGGCCAGAAUACAGGCCCCGAAACAGCUGCUGCCGACCCCGACAAGGAACGCAUCGACAGGGUCUUGCAAUCAGAGGACUUUGCAACCUUCCUGAAGAAGCGAGCAGCCCUCGAGGAGGAACACGCGCAGGGUCUGAAGAAACUCGCCCGCCUGUCGCAGGAGACGACGCACCGGUCCGAUCACCGCCAGGGAACCUACAGUCGGGCCCAGGAUGAGGUCAAUCGGAUACAGGAGCGCAUGGCUGACCACGGCCUGCAGUUCGCCGUUUCUCUCCAGCAGAUGUCGGAGGAUUUGCAGGAACUGGCGUCGAACAUCGAACGGGGUCGCAAGCAGUGGAAGCAGACCGGAUUGAACGCGGAGAAGAAGGUCCAGGAUGCUGAGAGCCAGGUGGAGAAGGCCAAGGCCAAGUACGACUCGCUGGCCGAGCAGUACGAUCGCGUCAGGACUGGCGAUAAGCAGUCGGGGAAAUUCGGGCUGAAGGGCCACAAAUCGGCCGCCCAGCACGAGGAGGAUCUCCAUCGCAAGGUCCAGAAUGCGGACAGCGAUUACCAAGCCAAAGUGCAGGCUGCCCAGACGGCCCGCCAGGAGCUGGUCUCGACCCAUCGUCCCCAGACUGUGCACCAUCUUCAGCGUCUGAUUUAUGAGUGUGACUCGGGCCUUACUCUGCAGCUGCAGAAAUUUGCGGCAUUCAACGAGAAGCUUCUUCUGGGCCAAGGUCUCUGCGUCAGUCCGCUGAAUAGUGGGUCGAAGAGCAUGAGGGAAGUGAUCCACCAGAUCGACAGCGAGAAGGACUUCAACGACUAUAUUCUGAGCUUUGCGGGCAACCCUGGCGCGGUUGCUGCCCCGGAAGUGCAAUACACGCCUCAUCCAACUCUUGCGCCAGCCUCAGCUCCAUCGGCGCCUCCCUCCCAGCCCAAUACCCAGAACAAGCGCCAGUCUCUUGCUCUGCACGCCGCGAUGCCUUCGCAGCAGUCUUUGGGUCCGACCUCGCCUCCUCAGACAUCACCGCAGGCCGGUCAAGGGUCGACCCUUCCACCGUCGUUCUCUCCCCAACCUAGCUCCGAAGGCUACCAGGCGUAUCACCCACCGUAUCCCACGGACCCGACGCCGCCUCCGCUCCAGCAACCGGUCUCGUCAGGGCCGCCGAUGGGCCGUUCACCGGUGUUACAGCCAACGAACGGAUAUCAGCCGAAUCUGCCUCCGCUGAACCCGGUUUUCGGUGUGUCCCUCGAGGAGCUCUACCGGCGGGACGGGUCGGCGGUACCAAUGAUCGUCUACCAGUGCAUCCAGGCCGUGGAACUCUUUGGGCUUGACGUGGAGGGGAUCUACCGGCUGUCGGGGAGCGCCAACCACAUCAACCACAUGAAAGCUCUCUUCGAUAACGAUUCGUCCCAAGUGGACUUUACCAACCCGGAAAGCUUCUACCACGACGUCAACAGCGUCGCCGGACUGUUGAAGCAGUUCUUCCGCGAGUUGCCGGAUCCGUUGUUCACUCGCCAGUACUAUCAAGAUUUUAUCAAUGCUGCCCGAAUUGAUAAUGAUGUUCAACGACGGGACACGUUGCACGCAAUUAUCAAUAACCUGCCGGAUCCCAACUAUGCGACCUUGUGUGCCUUGGUGUUGCAUCUCAACAAGGUGCAGGAACACUAUCCUCAGAACCGGAUGAAUGCUGGUAAUCUGGCGAUCUGCUUUGGGCCGACUCUUAUGGGUGCCAACUCGGGCGGAAACAUUGCCGAUGCGGGGUGGCAGGCGCGGGUUAUUGAGACUGUUCUGUUGAACACCUUCCAGAUCUUUGAUGACGACUAA
This is a messenger RNA of Rasamsonia emersonii CBS 393.64, 1905 nucleotides long. RefSeq lists its product as uncharacterized. The record is from RefSeq and is a predicted model, not a curated record. Gene Ontology annotation, cellular component: cytoplasm. Gene Ontology annotation, biological process: regulation of GTPase activity; signal transduction. The transcript has 8 exons. Lineage: Eukaryota; Fungi; Ascomycota; Eurotiomycetes; Eurotiales; Trichocomaceae. Bases 1 to 1905 code for a protein of 634 amino acids.